GCCAGCGGCGUGCCUCUUUCGGCGCGACGGGUCCCGAGCGGCAACGGCGGCGAAGAAGCUUUGCUCCACGCUCCACCCGCGCCGGACCAGGGACCAGCCCGGCCGUCCCGCUACCAUGCCCAACUUCACCGGCAACUGGAAGAUGCGCAGCUCGGAGAACUUCGAGGAGCUGCUGAAGGCGCUGGGGGUCAAUGUGAUGCUUCGGAAGAUCGCGGUGGCUGCCGCGUCCAAACCAGCUGUGGAGAUCAAGCAAGAGGGGACAUCCUUCUACAUCAAGACCUCCACGACGGUGCGCACCACGGAGAUCCACUUCAAGAUCGGGGAGGAGUUUGAGGAGCAGACGGUGGACGGAAGGCCUUGCAAGAGUCUGGCCAGGUGGGAGAACAGCAACAAGAUCGUGUGUGAGCAGAAGUUGCUGAAAGGAGAAGGGCCCCAAACGAGCUGGUCCAGAGAGCUGACCAACGAUGGGGAGCUCAUUCUGACUAUGACGGCCGACGAUGUCAUCUGCACGAGGAUCUACGUCCGGGAGUGAGAAGUCCUCGGCUGGUGCAAGGUGCCCAGAGUGGCAAGGGAGGGGGCAGGAUCGGAUAGCCCAGAAGCAUCCCUGCACCGCAGUGCAAUUCCAACCUGCCCUGCUGCCUGGUCCCUACUCUCUGUCCAUGCUCAGAGGCACUGCCUGCAACAAGACUUAACAAAGCCACCGGCCCUUCAGAACAUUCCCCCUGCUCUGGGGGGGGGGGGGCUGAAGCAGCCUCUUCCCUUCUGAGACCCCCUCCCUGCCCUGCUCCCUUUGGCUCCUGCUUUGCCCUGGGGGAGGCUCACACAGGCCUGCCUUGUUUGGGAGAUUAACUGUGGAAUCCAGGGUCAGGCUCCGGGGUCAGGAUGUGGUCCCUGCAAGCUGGGGGCUCUUCCCCUCACUCCUAUCUGGGGCAGGGCGGGGGUGGGGCUUCCCAUCAGCUCCCAAGUGAAUCUAUGAGCUCCUUGGCAGCAGCAGGUGCCCCUGCUACCCCCUCCAGUUUGUUCCUGACUGGUUUGAGCUCCUCACACUGAAGAACCAAAGUGGAAAGUCUUGUUGCAGGGACUCACACAAAUGCCCUGGUGCAGACCUGCUCCCG
Candoia aspera is the source of this 1115-nucleotide messenger RNA. It is a transcript of the gene CRABP2, whose product is annotated as cellular retinoic acid binding protein 2. Gene Ontology annotation, cellular component: cytosol; nucleus. The record is from RefSeq and is a predicted model, not a curated record. The transcript has 4 exons. Lineage: Eukaryota; Metazoa; Chordata; Lepidosauria; Squamata; Candoiidae. Gene Ontology annotation, molecular function: fatty acid binding; retinoic acid binding. Bases 116 to 532 code for a protein of 138 amino acids. Gene Ontology annotation, biological process: fatty acid transport.